AUGCGCCGCCGUUCGCAGCCACUCACGGCCACUGGCGACCAGGCACCAGUCGCGGCCAGGCGCGGCCGGACGUGGCCAGGCGCGGCCGGUCGCGGCCAGUUGCGGCCGGUCGCGGCCAAGCGUAGCCGCUCGCGGCCAGGCGAGGGCGCGGCCGCUCGCGUCCAAGCGCGGCCGCUCGCGGCCAGGCGAGGGCGCGGCCGCUCGCGUCCUGGCGCGGCCGCUUGCGGCCAGGCGAGGGCGCGGCCACUCACGUCCAGGCGCGACCGCGACCGGCCACGCGAGGGCGCGGCCGCUCGCAUCCAGGCGCGGCCGCUCGCGGCCAGGCGAGGGCACGACCGGCCAGGCGCGACCGCGACCGGCCACGCGACGCCGCAAGCGGCAAGGCGACGCCGCAAGCGGCAAGGCGACGCCGCGAGAUCGGGAAAAAAAGAGACGCAGCGAGAUCGGGAAAAAAAGAAGAGCUAG
This is a messenger RNA of Zingiber officinale, 465 nucleotides long. RefSeq names its product serine/arginine repetitive matrix protein 2-like. The record is from RefSeq and is a predicted model, not a curated record. NCBI's taxonomy places the organism in Eukaryota, Viridiplantae, Streptophyta, Magnoliopsida, Zingiberales, Zingiberaceae. Bases 1 to 465 code for a protein of 154 amino acids. The transcript has a single exon.